This is a messenger RNA of Diatraea saccharalis (sugarcane borer), 1967 nucleotides long. The record is from the annotation of a GenBank genome assembly. Lineage: Eukaryota; Metazoa; Arthropoda; Insecta; Lepidoptera; Crambidae.
GUGAUAUAAUUUAUCAAACAGACUGUGUUAAGUCUUCACACUGCUAGCACGCGUUUUUAAUUCUUUUCUAAAAUAAAUUAUAUAGUAAAACAUUGUUCGGUCCAAAAUUUUUCGGUGAAUUAUUACGAUAAGUGAAAUAGUGUUGCGUUCAAAAUGCGUAAGCUUAUCCGUUUAGGGACAGCGAGUUUGGCGGCUUUUGCAGUUUUUAUGACCCUGAUGAUGAUUGCUGAGCAGUCUAGUGGGGGGUACCGCGGUCACCCGGCAGAUCGUAGGGCUCGCGCGGUGCUGUCAGCUGACUUACAAGAUAACGAAUUGAAUGAUAUCAAAUCAUUGCCGCUCGAUCAGAUUACGGAUAGUAAUAAUAGACGUCAUCAUAUAAUUGAGAUGAUGCGACACGCAUGGAACAACUACAAGCUGUACGCAUGGGGCAAAAAUGAAUUGAAGCCGAUAUCGAAACGAGCACAUUUGUCCAGUGUAUUCGGAAGUGGUAACCUCGGAGUCACCAUAGUCGACGGACUAGACACACUGUACCUGAUGGGGCUGCACGACGAGUUUCGCGAGGGACGCGACUGGAUCGCCGAAGAACUUCACAUAGAAGAAAGUCACUGGGAUCUAUCUGUGUUCGAGACGACAAUUCGUUUCGUGGGCGGAUUGCUGUCCUGUUACGCUCUGACUGGUGACACGAUGUUCAGAGACAAGGCGGCCGAGGUAGCGGACGCUCUGCUGCCUGCCUUUGAAUCACCCACUGGUCUGCCAUACGCCCUUAUCAAUCCCUCCACGAAGGUAAGCCGCUCUUACAACUGGGCAGGAACGAACAGUAUUCUCUCCGAAGUCGGCACUCUGCACCUCGAGUUUACAUACCUCAGUGACGUCACGGGAAAAGAUGUUUACAGACAGAAGGUAGAGCGCAUCCGUGAAGUGUUACACAAUAUAGAGAAGCCAAACGACCUCUAUCCUAACUUCAUCAACCCUCGAACCGGCCAAUGGGGACAGAGGCAUAUAUCGCUAGGUGCUCUCGGUGACUCCUUCUACGAGUAUCUGCUGAAGGCGUGGCUGAUGUCCGGCCAGAAGGACGAUCAGGCGCGCAUGAUGUUCGAUACCGCGAUGCAGGCGGCGCUUGACAAGAUGCUGCAAGUCUCGCCCAACGGACUAUCGUACCUAGCAGACAUGAAGUACGGACGCGUCCUAGAGAACAAGAUGGACCAUCUCUCAUGCUUCGCCGGCGGUAUGUUCGCGUUGGCUUCCACAACUCUACAGAACACGUUGUCGGACCGGUACAUGGACGUGGCUAAACAAUUGACCCACACCUGCCACGAGAGCUACGACCGCGCCGAUACCAAGCUCGGCCCAGAGGCGUUCCGAUUUACCGGUGCAGUGGAAGCGCGAGCACUAAAGGACACAGAAAAGAUGUAUUUAUUAAGGCCAGAGACUUUCGAGAGUUACUUCAUCAUGUGGCGUCUCACCAAAGACCAGAAAUAUCGCGACUGGGGCUGGGAAGCCGUACAGGCAUUAGAGAAGCACUGUCGUGUAGAAGGAGGUUAUACGGGGCUGGUAAACGUGUACCGUGAAAACCCACACGGCGAUGAUGUACAACAAAGUUUCUUCCUAGCAGAGACGCUUAAGGUAUUUUAUUAUUAUAUUUUAUAUAUACAAGGUUUUAGCUAUUUGGUUUGGUAUCUGAGUAAUCAGAAAAGAUUUCAGUUAUAGAAUCCAUUGAGUUAAGAGUUGGCAUUCACUUGAGUUUUUUUUUUUUAAUAAAGAUAUUUUGCUUCAUCGUCCAUUAUAAUACAAUUAUUGAUUGAAAUUGAUUGAGUUUACUUAAUAAAUAUGUUUUUCGUUACAUUACAAACUCAUUUUUGAGUUAGUUUCAGUUUAUCAAGACAAGUACUUAUCUCAUUAUGCAUUCGUUAAUAACCGUUUUUACUACACUUAUUAAACUAUCUUAAAAGGCGAAAGUUCUUAAGGUU